This is a messenger RNA of Phytophthora sojae, 366 nucleotides long. RefSeq lists its product as hypothetical. NCBI's taxonomy places the organism in Eukaryota, Oomycota, Peronosporomycetes, Peronosporales, Peronosporaceae. The record is from RefSeq and is a predicted model, not a curated record. The annotation marks the transcript as partial. The transcript has a single exon.
UCGCCUUUUGGCGUAGUGGAUAAAGGUGAAGGCGACCCAUCUACCUCCGGCAGGGUUAUCCAUGAUCUAUCACACCCCGACGGAGAAUCGGUCAACUCGACCACCGAUACGACAUCAAUUCCAAACACAGAAUACGAACCCGUUGAACGCAUUGCACGAGAGAUUCUACACCAGGCCGAGAAGUUCCCAUCCGCAGACAUUAAGUUAUUGCUGGGUGAUGUUGCCUCCGCGUUUCGGAAUCUGGGAAUACAUAGCUCAUGCACCCGGCUGUUCGCAGGAACAAUUCCCGAAGACAACGCCCUGGUGAUUGACUUGUCUGCUUGUUUUGGCUGGACGGGUUCUCCUGCGUUCUACGGUGUUGCGGGU